GGGAUCACAUCUCUUCAGCCCUCACCUUCUCUUUCAAAACCUCUCUCUCUCUCUCUCUCUCUCUCUUGGUGAAAGAAAUGGCUUCCUCUAAGUUAGUGGCUUUUCUAGCUGUGCUUGUGGUACUGCUUCCCAUGUCUGCACUAGGAGCAAAUAAUACUGAUCCUUUCUUAGCAAGGGUGUGUGAAGAAGUGGAAUGUGGAAAGGGAACUUGCGUAGCAGAUCUAAGUUACCCACUUGGUUUCCAGUGUCAAUGCGAUCAAGGUUGGAAGCGUAAUGAUGAUGGUUAUGCGGAUCUCGCAUUUCUUCCCUGUGUGAUACCUAAUUGUACUUUGAAAUACUCUGGGUGCCAGCCAACCCCUCCUCCAGUUCCAGAAAAAACGAAUCCAUACAACCUAUCUGCCUUUGACCCUUGCUACUGGUCCUAUUGUGGACUAGGGUCAUGUACCCGGAACCAGACAUAUAGACAUCUCUGUACAUGCCAGUCGGGUUCUUAUAAUCUUCUCAACAUAUCAGUCUUCCCAUGCUACAGUGAAUGUACACUUGGAUCGGAUUGUGCAUCGCUUGGGAUUAAAGUUUCAAAUAGUAGUUCUUCAGGUGGAAGUGGGACUAGUCAAGCAAACUCAUUUCUGCCAGGAAAUUUCCAUUGGAUGACUCUAUUGAUGGUGUCAGUGGGUCUGGUCUUCUGGAAGUAGUAGGUUGCAUAGUAUUACAUGAAGAUCUAGCAAGCUUGUCUCUCCUAUACGGCUUCUAGUUCCAUCAUCACAUAUAGUGCGAGAUAUUUGACAUACACAUAUACGUAUACAAAUUCAUUUGGAGCUUUUGUUUUUGUCUGAAUCAUAUGGAGCAUUGUUGUUUUCAUUUUUCUCCUGCAUUUUUAUGUACAAAGCUUGUAUUAAUAAGUCUGAAACACAGUCAUGGGUGGAGAAUGGCUGCUGUAUAGAAGACAGUAGAAUAAAAAUUAGGAUUAUCUGUAGUUGUUUUGUCUAUUAAACACUGAUGUGCAUACAUCAUCAUUUAUUUAUAUAUUUAUUGGAACUUAGCUUA
Quercus lobata is the source of this 1044-nucleotide messenger RNA. RefSeq lists its product as uncharacterized. The record is from RefSeq and is a predicted model, not a curated record. Bases 78 to 692 code for a protein of 204 amino acids. The transcript has 6 exons. Lineage: Eukaryota; Viridiplantae; Streptophyta; Magnoliopsida; Fagales; Fagaceae.